Erythranthe guttata (spotted monkey flower) is the source of this 1759-nucleotide messenger RNA. RefSeq names its product putative amino acid permease 7. The record is from RefSeq and is a predicted model, not a curated record. NCBI's taxonomy places the organism in Eukaryota, Viridiplantae, Streptophyta, Magnoliopsida, Lamiales, Phrymaceae.
GUAUUCCCACUACUUUUCACCCAAGCUGGACAUGACAAACAGGCACAGCCUCUUAUUCCAGCCUCAAGAAAAUGAUUUUAUUCUCAAAUAAUCAGAUAGAUUUAAAAACCAAUCAUUAAUUAAACAAAUUCUCAAUAGCAGAGCAGCCAUCAUCAGAUUCACAACAAAAGCAGCAGCAAUGGUUGAAGUUGAAGAACAAGACGAAUACUCAAACCCUCUUCUCACAGAUAUCCCUUCUUCAUCCUCAGAUUCUAACCAUGCUUCCCUCAAAAGAACAGGGACUGUUUGGACAGCAAUUGCACAUAUAAUAACAGGGGUGAUAGGGUCGGGUGUGCUUUCACUGGCAUGGAGUGUGGCUCAGUUGGGUUGGAUUGGUGGUCCUUUAUCCAUGGUGGUGUUUGGAAUAAUCACUAUUAUUUCUUCGAAUUUACUUUGUGAUUGUUACAGAUAUCCCGAUCCCGAGGUGGGCCGUAUCAGAAACAGGUCUUAUGCCGAGGCUGUGAGCUCUUAUCUUGGAAAGAAGAGUAUGUGGGUGGCUGGAAUAUUUCUUCAAGAAAGUUAUUUCGGAUACGGGAUUGCGUAUACCAUCACUUCCGCCAUCAGUAUGAGGGCGAUUCUGAAAUCAAAUUGUUACCACAAGGAAGGGCACGACGCGCCGUGUGAAUACGGAGAUAGUUUAUUCAUACUUUUGUUUGGAGGUGUUCAGAUAAUAUUCUCUCAGAUACCCAAUUUCCACAACAUGCAGUGGCUCUCGAUAAUCGCCGCCGUCAUGUCAUUCGCGUACACCUUCAUCGGACUCGGUCUCGGUUUCGCAAAUGUACUAGAAAACGGAGAGAUCAGAGGUGAUCUUAGCGGAGUAUCUACAUCCACAGUUGCUGACAAAGUAUGGCUUUCGUCUCAAGCAAUUGGAGACAUUGCAUUCGCUUUCACCUACAACGUAAUCCUUUUAGACAUUGAGGAUACACUAAAGGCACCUCCGCCGGAGAACAAGACAAUGAAGAAGGCGUCGACUAUCGCGAUACUUAUUACGAGCUUCUUCUUUUUGUGCUGUGGGUGUUCGGGAUAUGCUGCUUUCGGAAACCAAGCACCGGGGAAUAUGUUGACCGGCUUCGGAUUUUACGAGCCCUAUUGGCUCGUUGACGUUGCUAAUGCUUGUAUUGUUCUUCACCUUGUCGGAGGUUAUCAGAUAUACAGCCAGCCAUUAUUUGCAGUAGCCGAAAGACAAAUAGCGAAAAAGCAUCCGAACAGUAGAUUCGUCAACAACGAGUACAAAAUCAAGCUCCCACUUCUCCCCCAAUUCAAAUUGAAUCUUCUUCGGCUAUGCUUUAGAACCGCUUACGUGGCAUCGACAACCGGACUCGCUCUAUUAUUCCCGUACUUCAACCAAGUUUUAGGAGUACUCGGUGCAUUGAAUUUUUGGCCGUUAGCGAUUUAUUUCCCCGUGGAAAUGUACUUGGCUCAGAAUAACGUUCGAGCUUGGACAUCUACGUGGAUUGUUCUUCAAGCUUUCCGAUUGUUCUGCUUGCUUUGCACCAUCUUAGCUUUUAUUGGAUCUGUGCAAGGACUCAUUAGCAACAAAUUGAGCUAGAAAAUUAUUGUUGAAUAUAUUGUAUGUGAUUCUUGUGAGUUAUUUGAUGGUCAUAUAUAUAGUUAUAAUAUACGUAAACUUUGAAAUGAUCGAUCGAUAUUCUGCAUUUGCGAUUCUAUGUGUUUGCAGUUUACAUAAUGGCAAUAUGGUUCAGCCAUAGAUUUUACCUUG